Messenger RNA from Mesorhabditis belari, 1062 nucleotides. The record is from the annotation of a GenBank genome assembly. NCBI's taxonomy places the organism in Eukaryota, Metazoa, Nematoda, Chromadorea, Rhabditida, Rhabditidae.
AUGUUCACACAAGACGAGGUGACUCAAGCACCGCGGAUUCCUAUUGAAAAGGUGAAACGGAUUCUCAAGAAUGCGUGGGGAAUUGUUUCAUGCGAUGUACAGGUUUUGAAUGGAUAUGAGGAUAUGAAUUUUCGAGCGACACGAUGUGUUUGGGAUCACGGGAUGAGCGAGGAUGAGACAGUGAUCUUCAAGAUAACGAAUCCAGUGGCUGCGAGGAAUACAAGGCAUUUGGACUUUCAACGUCACGUCUGCGAGACACUCACCUCUAACGGAAUCCCCGCUCCUUACUACAUUCCAUUGAAAAACUCACAGAAAAUCUGGAGACUUGAAAAGAUUACAGAUAACGUUGUUCUACCAGUGCGUCUCAUUCGAAUCCUUCCCGGCACCAAUCUUGAGCAUUUUCCUUUUGAUCAGAAUACGGUGAUCCGAAUCGGUCGACUCGUUGGCGAUUUCCACAACGUGAUGGACAUGAUCCCUAAAGCGCAAUGGCAUCAACAUAUUCCAUUUAUCGCAGCCGAGAAUGUCGAUUGUGCAGUGAAAGAGGUUGAAAUCCUCCAAAAAGCCGGCUUCCUUACCCCGCAAAAGUCGAUGCUUGUGCGAAAAGUAUUCGCCGAGCUUCGUGAAAUGCUAAAUGAAUCUCACAAUAUGGAUACAGGUUUAAUCCAUUCCGACAUCAACGACACGAAUAUCCUUGUUGAGCAAAAAGAGGAACAACUUGAGAUCACCGGCUUAAUCGAUAUGGGCGAUGUGCAUUGCUCGCUGAGAAUUAUGGACAUUGGAGCGACUUGUCUUUAUUUAGCGCUUGGAGAUUCGUCUGAUGAUAAAGAUUGGUCGCGUUUCCCUCGUUGGUUUUUGGAGGGUUACGAGAGUGUUCGUGAGUGUGCAGAUGCUGCGAAGAUUAUCAGCGGAAUGAGGGCACGAAUGGCUUGCAGUCUCAUUUGUGGACUUAGAGCGGCUCGCAUAAACUACCGCAAAGAGCACGACGCUUACGUGUUGAAAACACAGAUUCGCGGAUGGAAUAUGCUCGAGCAACUCAGCCGAGCCGGUGCCCAUCCACUCAUC